UACAGAAGGGACGGGUGGGGGUAAGGAGGAUGGGCGGGGCCUCUCUUUGGUCGCGUCACGUGAGGGGCAAACCAUUGGAGAUAUUGAAAAGGGGGUGCACGCGGAGGUUUAGUAGCGGGUCGUACCAUUGCGGCUGACGCGGAAAGGAAGGGAACUGGAUCAUGUCCCUUGAAGACGGCCUUUGCCCUUCCUAGAGCUUUGUUUUGGUUUUAAAAAACCUCAAUCUCUGCUCAGAAUGACAGCCAUCGCCAGGACUCUGAGGGUCUUGCAACGAGAAGCCCUCUUGGCAUUCGUUUCCAAGCCUUGCGGGAUUCACACAUCAACCAGGCAACCCAACUCCAACCGGACAUCCAUUGCUUGCAUUGCAAGGCAGAAGUUCGGCCGGACCUAUCCAGUCCUGCUAGUCAGGCCUGAUGGCUCUACCAUCCACAUCCGUUACAAAGAGCCGAGGCGGAUCCUUUCGAUACCCAUAGACAUCAAUACUCUCCCUGAAGCUGAAAGGAGAGCCAGGUUGAGGAGACGGGAUGCUGGCAAGCUGAAACCCAAACAGGAGGCAACUUUUGAAGACGACUUUAAAUUGGACGAUUAUAGAAAGUUUUGGAAGAAGAAAUGAGAUGUGUAAUUUUUUUUAAAAAAAAGCAACCUAAAUUUGUCAAUGCAAAUAACAGGAACUAUAAAUAAAGAAUUUAUCUCUCUCCCUUCUAUGUA
Molecule: messenger RNA, 708 nt
Organism: Sceloporus undulatus (fence lizard)
Lineage: Eukaryota; Metazoa; Chordata; Lepidosauria; Squamata; Phrynosomatidae
Gene: MRPL55
Product: mitochondrial ribosomal protein L55
Exons: 4
Coding region: 236-613 (125 amino acids)
Biological process (GO): translation
Cellular component (GO): mitochondrial large ribosomal subunit
Molecular function (GO): structural constituent of ribosome
Source: RefSeq, a predicted model, not a curated record